Messenger RNA from Torulaspora delbrueckii, 573 nucleotides. It is a transcript of the gene SNM1, whose product is annotated as Snm1p. The transcript has a single exon. NCBI's taxonomy places the organism in Eukaryota, Fungi, Ascomycota, Saccharomycetes, Saccharomycetales, Saccharomycetaceae. The record is from RefSeq and is a predicted model, not a curated record. Bases 1 to 573 code for a protein of 190 amino acids. Gene Ontology annotation, biological process: tRNA processing. Gene Ontology annotation, cellular component: nucleolar ribonuclease P complex.
AUGAAUCGCGAACAAACUGAAAAGUUUAGAGAUAAACAAUUAAUCCAAAAGUAUAAUUUGAUUCAUUUACUUCCGACACUGAAUGUGCCCGAACUCUCCGGUCUAUACCUAAAGAGCUUUCUCAAUGCUACUAAGCGGUAUCAACUGCAACUUCCGCCUCUUAUCAAUGAUUCAAGCUCCAAAUUUUGUGGUUCAUGCGGUGCAGUACGGAUUCCAAGAUUUAAUGUUGAAAUGUCUACUGUUGAGCACAAUAAAACGACUGCAGAUGAACCCCCCAGGGUACUACAAUACAAGUGUCUCAAUUGCAGUUAUACAGAAACCUUCCCAUUGGAAUCGCAGAGUCGAAACCAAAUCAAGUUACAGAAUAAAGAUCAGGGAUUUGUUGCGACUUGGCCGCAGGAAAAACAACAAGAGAAGGUUACCAACAAGGUAGAGAAGAAGACAAGUGCCAAGGAUAGGGCAAAGAAAAGAAAAUUGAACUCUUUAUCCAAUCUCCUCUCGAAGAAGAAUGAAGAGAAGAAAAAACAAAACUCGCCCUCGUUAAGCUUGGAGAGUUUUAUGCAGCAGGGUUAA